Aspergillus wentii DTO 134E9 is the source of this 675-nucleotide messenger RNA. RefSeq lists its product as uncharacterized. The transcript has a single exon. NCBI's taxonomy places the organism in Eukaryota, Fungi, Ascomycota, Eurotiomycetes, Eurotiales, Aspergillaceae. The coding region runs from base 120 to 473 and encodes 117 amino acids. The record is from RefSeq and is a predicted model, not a curated record.
AAUGGCAUACCAAGACUCAAGAUCAUAGUAAUGAACGCGCCGAUCCACGCGUCCACCUGCGCUUUCCUACUGGCGGGCCACGCAGCGGCGUCGAUGCGGCGCUGCUUUCGAUCGGGCCAAUGUGUUCGAGUCCCAGCAAGGCCAGAUGGACCAAACCAGGUCUUUGUUGCUCCUGCGUAGGAUCGUCAGCCUCCAUCGGGACGGGGUCAGCCCAAGGCAGAGACUAUUGGCGGUGGGGAUCUUAUCAUUGGUGGGCGGCGGUUCUGCAGUGGAGCUGGAAAAAAUACACAGUUUCCGUACGCCCCACCGGCGUGCAUGCACCACAAGAAUUGGAUCAGCAAUACUCUGCAGCGUUCAUGCAAUAUAACAUACUUUCUGAUGAAUCUGACGGCGUCUUUUCCAUUACGAACGGAGCGCGAAUUGGCUUCAGCGGACGACAAACCACGCUGAAUGGUUGGGGUCGGGGACGAUAGCGUCCACCCGCACGCAACCCAUCUGCGUUAGCUGCAGGCCAUCCCCCCCCACCGAUCACUGCCCCGAUUUUGGAGAACCCAGAGCUCACCGCAAUCCACCGCAAUGGUACCUUCUGGCGUCUGCCACAAACCGGGAACCGAACUCUGGCUAUAACUCUGCCCCUCCAAGCCCUCGUAAACAAACCGAAAAUCCCAUCAAAUA